AUGAGGGCCUCGAAAAGUUUUUACCUCAACAAAGGCUACCCAGCUCCGGCACGAAAUGAGGGCCUUGGUCCCACACGAAAGGGCCCAACUCCUUCAAAACGUAAAACACCGAGUUGCCAAUUUGUGAAGCCAACUACUGAAUGCCAAACACCCAAGCCCAAACCCACUCUUGCCCAAACCCAUUUGGUAGCUCUACACCUCGAAUAUUCCUUCCUACCCAAGCAUACCGAAAGCCCAGCCCCAAGGCAACCGGUUCUAGCUCGUGACGCUUAG
This is a messenger RNA of Prunus armeniaca (apricot), 273 nucleotides long. The record is from the annotation of a GenBank genome assembly. NCBI's taxonomy places the organism in Eukaryota, Viridiplantae, Streptophyta, Magnoliopsida, Rosales, Rosaceae.